UGUCGUAUCAGUAUAUGUUUGAAUGUGCGUAUGUACACAAUUAAAAGUCAACAUCAGUAACAGCUGUAAUAAGAGUAUAUCGUAAAUAAUGAUUACCUCUACUGAAGAUGCUCAAAAUGAGGAUAGAAUACAAAGACGCGUAAAUAAAAUACUUGAAACAAGGUUGGAAACCGAUAAAGAUACAUUGGAUGCUUUGAGCAAUCUCUCUAAUUUCUUCGUUGAAAACACUUUACAAAAUAGGCGAAAUCUUCGCAGUGAAAUCGAACGUCGCACCGUUGGUAUAAAUGAAAGUUUUCUCCAAGCUUUUCGAGAAGUAAAAAAUACCCUUGACACAGUAUGCGAAGACUUAGACGCUAUGGCUAAAUCAGUACAGACUAUGAAAUGCAAUUUGGAAUCUUCUAAAGCGUUAACACAUGACUUGAUUAGUCAAACCAAUUCGUUGCAAACUGAACGCGAACAUCUACAAGUGGACCAACAAAUAGCAGAAGCUUUUCUAGCGCGCUUCCAACUAACUGUGCCAGAACAUCAAAUCUUAUAUGGCACCACAAAAGAUGCACAAAUCGUUCCUGAAUUUUUCACUGUCCUCAACCGCGUACAAAGCAUUCAUGCCGAUUGCCGCGUUCUAAUGCAAUGUGGUUAUCAAACAGCUGCUUUAGAAAUUAUGGAAGAGAUGACAUUACAUCAAGAGGGCGCUUUUGAACGACUAUAUCGAUGGACACAGAAUCACUGCCGAAACUUGGAAAAUAAUGAAAUCGGCUCAUUAGUCGUUGAGGCUAUGAGCAGACUUCAAGAUCGACCAGUUCUUUUCAAAUAUGUAGUUGAUGAAUACGCUAUUGUUCGGCGGGCUGUGCUGGUUCGACUAUUUAUCGAAGCUUUGACCGAAGGUGGCGCAAAUGGCAGUUUAAAGCCUAUUGAAUUACAUGCCCAUGAUCCAAAACGUUAUAUAGGCGACAUGUUUGCCUGGUUGCAUCAGGCGAUACCGAACGAGAAAGAAAAUUUAUCGCUGCUGCUAAAAAAGUGUGAUAAAAAUGAUUUAUCGGAGCAAACGCAGACCGCACUAGCCUACAUAGCCGAUGGUGUAUGCCACCCUUUAAAGGUUCGUGUAGAAACAAUACUGACAUCAGAAAAGGACACCAUUGUUUUGUUUGCGAUUUCCAACCUGCUACGAUUUUACCAGCAAAUUAUCAAACAGGUCGUUAAAGGUGGAACACUCGAACAAACGCUAAUUGAUUUGCAAAAGUCUAGUGAAGAGAUAUAUUUGAAUUCGCUCUCCAAUCAAGUUCGUAGCAUCUUACAAAGACCAGCUAGCGCCAGCUUGGGCAUUGAACCACCGCAGCGAGAUUUGAUACCACCAAUGAGUGUCGGCCGGCUACUAAAUAUGCUCAAAGAAAUACUAUCGGUAGCUACCAUGGUUGACGGUCGGCAAACUGAUAUUACGAAGAUCGUAUCCUGCGUGAUCGAUCCUUUGUUGCAAUCCGUGCAAGAAUCUGCCUCACACUUACCCACAAUUGACAUGGCUGUAUACCUAUUAAAUUGCCUCUAUCACAUGCAAAGUUCCCUCGCAGUUUAUGAAUACAUGGACGAGCGUGUAGAGCGCCUGCAGGCACAAUCAGAUGCUCAAAUUGACACACUAAUUUCGGAACAAGCAUCAUCCCUGGUAGCCAAUUUAAAUCUGGGACCCAUCUACACCAUACUACAGAAUAACCAAACUAAGAUUGAGGCAAAUCUUUUGAAAAUAUUCAUGAACAAAAUGGAUGCUUUCUUGGAAAUGCCAGAGAUGCUGCUUCUGCCGCAAGUGCAGUUGCUAAUGUCCAGCGCGCAUCGCAAUACAGUACGCAAGCGAGCUUUCAAUGUAAUCGUUGCCAUAUACAAGCAAAUCUACGAUCGCGUUCAUGAUCCAGCCAAUGGGUUUGAGAACCCAGAUUCUGUUUUUAGUAAAACUCCGGAUCAGGUUGGUAAGAUAUUGGCUGUUUAGUGUAUUUCUACAGUACCGUAUAAUAAUUAAAUAUAUUUAAUGCUUAAACAAUAUUAAUUAUAAAAAACUAGGUAAUACUUUUGAAUUCAGAGUUUUACUGAAUACAACGGCUUAA
Molecule: messenger RNA, 2090 nt
Organism: Bactrocera dorsalis (oriental fruit fly)
Lineage: Eukaryota; Metazoa; Arthropoda; Insecta; Diptera; Tephritidae
Gene: Cog6
Product: conserved oligomeric Golgi complex subunit 6
Biological process (GO): intra-Golgi vesicle-mediated transport
Cellular component (GO): COG complex
Source: RefSeq, a predicted model, not a curated record